Molecule: messenger RNA, 1007 nt
Organism: Coccidioides immitis RS
Lineage: Eukaryota; Fungi; Ascomycota; Eurotiomycetes; Onygenales; Onygenaceae
Exons: 3
Coding region: 89-898 (269 amino acids)
Source: RefSeq, a predicted model, not a curated record
CUUAAAUAAAGGGUGAGGUAGACCUCCCUCGUGGGAUCUGUACGGAGUAGAUGUAUUCAUUUGCUACAGGACGGAAUACAUAGUCAUCAUGCCUCUUCUCACCCUUCACCUCCUCCGCCUGCAGCCAAACACGGACGUCAAGGACUUCGUGCACUCAGUGCGAAGCUCUCCAGAUGUCGAAGUUGUAGUGGCCUCUCGACCGCGGCGAUAUGUCAUUCGCCCUGAGAUAAUCGAUGUCCAUCAUCUAACCAAUCAACAGUGGGAUCUUAUGCUGCUGCUCCGCUCAGCUGGAAAUGGGAUCCCCCCAGCCCUGCGGUCUGCUGUCAGCGCAGAGUAUUCAGUGAACGCUGGAAUCCCAUCCAAACUCCUCAAAACGUAUCCGCAGCUUGACGCAAAGCUAAAACGAGAGGCCUCAUCAGCGCCUUUAACUGGUUCGCUGGAAAAGGCUCGCAAUAGAUCAUCGUCUCAAUCCUUGGAGCUAUCGGCAGAUCUUCUGGCAUUUAUGGAUGAGCUGGUCAAGGAGCAUGACAAGCCGGUCACCAUGCUCAACCUUCUUCAUUUUCAUCCCAACGGAAAGCCAGACUACUUCAAAUACGGACAGGGGUUUAUUUCAGUUGCCGGAAAGCGUGGGGGAAACGCGAAAAUCGUCGGUAACGUGGUAAAGCCCCCUAGUGGCCAAACCGACUCAAGAGGGGAGGCAGAUAGACCCGAGAAUGAAUGGUGGAAUGAGAUAUCUAUCGUCCAUUACCCUUCCAUCCGUCAUUUCUGCGAUAUGUUAGCAGGCGAAGACUACCAGGAGAUCAAUUCAAAACAUAGGCUUGGGGCACUUCGAGAUACGAUACUUCUCUGCACCACAGAAAUUGAUGUUGAAGACGCGCAGCCAAAUUCGAAACUCUAACGUUAUCCCACACAAGCACUCUAGAGCGCCUUUUCUCCUUAUGUAUAUACAAUAGGCGCUUGAUUCCGACGUAGAAUGGACCGUCCAAUUUAACAGCCAUUUUGCUUGA